This is a messenger RNA of Lecanosticta acicola, 1984 nucleotides long. Lineage: Eukaryota; Fungi; Ascomycota; Dothideomycetes; Mycosphaerellales; Mycosphaerellaceae. The record is from the annotation of a GenBank genome assembly.
AUGGCCGACUCUUUCCAACCGCUCGUCUGCGUAGUCGACUUUCAUCAUCACCGCGGACCCGAAAUCGAACACUGGAUCGGCGCAGAAGGCAGCGAUCCGACGGUGGAAAAUGAUUGGCAAUUGAUCCCCUACAUGGCCCUCCCAGACGGUGCCCACCAAUCCGAGGAAGAAUUCAGCUAUUUCAGUCUCGUGCACAAGGCAAGAGCAGGAAGAGAUGUACAGCCUUCUUCCGUGUUCGGCAUCAGCUGUGUGCACCAAAUAGACAGUUCGCAAUUGCUGUUCCGACCGGAAGAGGUGACGAGGAGUGCGGUACAAAAGGCGGUGGUGGCCAUCACGGACAAACCGCAGAGUUUCUCUGCUCUGCGGGAGAAGCUGAGUGCGGUCACGGGCGCGUGGUUUGCCCAGAGGGAUUUUCGGGACAUUGAGAUUUUGCAGGUGGGUCAGUGGUUUCGGUGCCGGUUUCAAGAUGAGUGGUGCUGAUCUUGGGGAUACAGCGCUUUCAGGAGAGUCUGGCACGGGAGGGAGCAAGCCAUGAGGAUGAGAGGGAUCAGUAUUUUGGGCUCAGUCUGCGGGAGCUCGUUCAUACCUUCAGGUGGCAGAUUCUCGUGUUGCUGAAGUGUAUGCUGCUUCAGCGGAAGGUGAGUGAGUCCACAGCACGCAUUGGAUUUCUUGAUGCUGACCGGAAAAGAUACUGUUCUUUGGCUCUCACUGCGAGCGAAUAUGUCAGGUUCAAUUUUCUCUGAUUUCGCUCAUCCCUGGCCUUGUUCGCAGUCUGAGAGACUGCGCAGACCCACAGAUGGAUCUGUACGCGGAGAGGCUCCGACCGUCGGAUUCUGUGCGGACGAGUGACAGGACGUCUCUACUUGCCUAUGUUGGGCUGCCUCUCCAGCUCUUCGGGAAAGGCUCCAUGUUCGGUCCAUAUACGCCACUGCAACAACUGGACACGAUCACAGACCAAGAGACCAAAAGCUACGUCCUCGGUAGCACAAACAGCCUAUUGCUGGGACAGAAGGAGCGCUAUUGUGAUUUGCUAGUCAAUCUUGACGAGAAUACCAUGACGAUCCUGUCUCCAACCUUGAAGCCAGCAUUGACUCUAUCUGUGGCUGAUCGAAGGUGGAUCGAUUUCCUCACACAGGCGGUGAACGACACUUGGGACGAGAACGAUCCUUCGAGGCCUACAACUCAUGGAUACGCGGGGAGCGAGGAGUUCAUCCGGCUUCAAUUUGAGGAAUACUUGAUAGCCCUUCUCUCUGCCACCAAGUAUCAUCAGUACCUGGCGGAGCACAAGGACGGAGAUCCCAAGGCGUUACUGGCCGACGUAGAAGGUGAUCCGGCGGCAGAAUUUUCGAUUGGCUUUGUCGAGGCGUGGCAACAAUCAGAGAACUACAAGCUAUGGAAUAGGACGACCGACGGUCAGCUGUUUGACAUUGUGGAGCCUCGGCAUCCUUGUGCAGGUGGACUGACGAUUGAAGACGUGCAGCGACGCCUGGCUGCUCAGGUCGCGGAGCUGCAUCUUGACGAGCGGUUCAACCAAACUCGGGAAGUAGUCGGCAAGCGACUUGCUGACGGCAGAGUGCAAGUGACAUCUGCCUUCAACAAAGUCUGGGCUGACAUUGAAACCAUGCGGGAGGCACAGCGCAAACGCUCAGAGGAGUCGAGAGCCGCGGCUGCCGCCAAUCCAGCCUCCGAAAAGACGCCUCCGGGAGCAUCCAAAUCCCAGACACAGGCACAAGCGAGCGUAGCAGCUGCGAGCCAACGAGCGGGAGCAUACCUCAGCUCUUGGGGCUCGUGGGCCGCUGAGAAGAGGAAGAGCGGCUGGGGACGUAGCACGUCUACUACUGCUGCACCUACUACCAACCAGGCGCCGAGCGCUGGAGACCGGCCCAAGGUCACGACCGUCAGUGAAUUGCAUCGUUCCACAUCACCGCCAGCUGUCACCGGGCCCGCAAAUGGCGCCGAUAAGGAGAGGCAAAGUGAGGUCUGA